AUUUCUGACAUUAUGGACAGACGAGAGCUGAUGAAUUACGUGGACAUGCCACACUUCCACCCCGAGAAAAACGUCGUCAACGGCAUCGACCUGUACAAGAAUGGACGUCACAUCCACGAGAUCAGACACGAGUUUGAGAAGAACCAACCACUGUGGAUUCGAACCUACAGCACGGGGUCACAAGAGGAAGUCUCCAACCCCGUCGGAUCCCCAUCCACAUCCUCGGGGUCUCGAUUUUUCGGUGGAAGUAAUCGCUAUUGAAAUUAACGUAAUCGC
Molecule: messenger RNA, 276 nt
Organism: Magallana angulata
Lineage: Eukaryota; Metazoa; Mollusca; Bivalvia; Ostreida; Ostreidae
Exons: 1
Coding region: 13-261 (82 amino acids)
Source: RefSeq, a predicted model, not a curated record